This is a messenger RNA of Falco peregrinus (peregrine falcon), 3357 nucleotides long. It is a transcript of the gene TBX22, whose product is annotated as T-box transcription factor 22. Gene Ontology annotation, biological process: positive regulation of DNA-templated transcription; regulation of transcription by RNA polymerase II; cell fate specification. Lineage: Eukaryota; Metazoa; Chordata; Aves; Falconiformes; Falconidae. Gene Ontology annotation, molecular function: RNA polymerase II cis-regulatory region sequence-specific DNA binding; DNA-binding transcription factor activity, RNA polymerase II-specific. The record is from RefSeq and is a predicted model, not a curated record. The coding region runs from base 225 to 1694 and encodes 489 amino acids. The transcript has 8 exons. Gene Ontology annotation, cellular component: nucleus.
UGUCACUCAAUGUUUCUUAUGCUCCCACCAGUUUCCAAAACAAACAGUGGAGCCUGCAGCCGCCCGUUGCCUCAGUUGGAUGCAAGAGGAUCGCGCCGUGGCCGCUGCCCCCCGACGGGAGCCGUGCGGCGGCCGGGCGAGGCUCGCUGGGCACCGGCCGGGAUGGAGCCGCCGCCGCCCGCCUGAGCCCCGCGGCCGCCCGGGGGGACCCCCGGCCCCGGGGGAUGGCGCUCAGCUCCCGGGCUCACGCCUUCUCGGUGGAAGCGCUGGUGGGACGCGCGGCCAAGAGGAAGGUGCCGGAUGGGCGCGACGAGGAGCGCGGGGCCGGCGGCCGGGAGAGCCGCGCAGCGCCGGAGCCGGAGAAGCGGCCCAAGGCCGGGGCCGAGAGCCGGGAGGCGGGGGCCGGGGCGCAGGUGGAGCUGCAGGGCUCCGAGCUCUGGCGGAGGUUCCAUGAGAUCGGCACCGAGAUGAUCAUCACCAAGGCCGGCAGGAGGAUGUUCCCGUCGGUCAGGGUGAAGGUGAGGGGGCUGGAGCCGCUGAAGCAGUACUACAUCGCCAUCGACGUCGUCCCGGUGGACUCCAAGAGAUACCGUUACGUCUAUCACAGCUCGCAGUGGAUGGUGGCGGGGAACACGGACCACUCCUGCAUCACCCCCCGGCUCUACAUCCACCCCGACUCCCCCUGCUCGGGGGAGACCUGGAUGAGGCAAAUCAUCAGUUUCGACCGGGUGAAGCUCACCAACAACGAGAUGGACGACAAGGGGCACAUCAUCCUGCAGUCCAUGCACAAGUACAAGCCCCGCGUCCACGUUAUCGCCCAGGACUCUCGCUUCGAUCUGGCGCAGAUCCAGUCGCUGCCGGCCGAGGGGGUGCAGACCUUCUCCUUCCAGGAGACCGAAUUCACCACCGUGACGGCCUACCAAAACCAGCAGAUCACCAAGCUGAAGAUCGACAGGAAUCCCUUCGCCAAAGGUUUUCGGGACCCCGGGAGGAACAGGGGGGUCCUGGACGGGCUCCUGGAGACCUACCCCUGGCGGCCCCCCCUCGCCCUGGACUUCAAGGCUUUCGGCGCAGACAGCCCGGGCGGGAGCUCCAGUUCUUCACCGGUGACCUCGAGCGGUGGGACGCCCUCUCCUCUGAACCCCUUGCUCUCUCCGUCGUGCUCCCCUCCUACGUUUCACUUGUCAGCAAGCAACAUUGGUGUGUCGUGCCCUGAGAGCUACCUACACAACCUCAACCUGCCCCUCUACUACAAGAUUUGUCCUACAAGCUUCUUAAGACAACAGUCUCUCAUUUUGCCAAGCCACGAAAAACUGGGAGGCACCGACCCGCAUCUUUUACCCCACUUCAUGGUGGAUAUGCCCAAACUGUCCUCCCUCGGCAUAGCCAAUCUGAAAAACGCUAAAGCUGAAGACUUAAACGGGCAGUGUCUACAAGUACCCAGUUCUGCUAGUCAAAUGCUGUAUGGAUUACAUGCAUCUGGAAACAUUUUCCCAUCAAGUCCCAUUGCUCGGGAAGCACUUAAUUGUUCCUUACAUCCUCCAUAUGGCUUGUGUGGCUAUAACUUCUCUGUGCCAUCUAGACUGAUGAAUGCAGCGAGCCAUUUCAAAGUGAGUGACAGCAUUCCGGCUUCUCUGAGAGAUGGCAGAUGUAAUCACUCUAACUGGCACCCGACAAUUAACCAUUGCCUUUAGUGGAAUUAUAUAAUAUUUCUAAGCAUUGAUAUGUAAAGCAAGCCUUUCCUUCCUUCGUACCCAAGGGCUCGCUAGUUAUUGACUAUGAAAUACUGCAUGGGACAGGAGUGGGAUGUCUAGGCAUUGCAUUUCUUUUGUGGGCAAACGUGUGGGGUGGUGGUGGGGUGGUGGUGGAGGAUUUGGGAGGGUCUGAGGUGAUCCACAGCGAGGUGAUGCCUUUUGGUGAUAUUUAUGUCAUGGUUGUUAGGUUAAGAGCAAACUGUACAGUCACCUUUUUGAUAUUUGCACUCUGAAGUGGGAACGUAGACGUAUACAUUUCUACAAAUACGUUUUCUCGAAACUGUCUCUCUAGCUUGCCUCUAGUUAGCUCAAAGCCCUAGCGAGCCUCUGCUCACCCAACCAGAGUUUUUCCUCUAAUUUCAAAGGGACUGUACCAGGCCUGGAGUUGGCAGAGGAGCUGUAUUUGGCCAAGUGCUUGAGCAUGUUCUCAAGUUCCCGUGGCUUUAAUGGGUCCUAAUUAAUGACAUGAAAGUGCCUUGUUCUCCAGGACCCAGACGACUCAGUUAUCAGAGUGGGGACAUAAAUCCAAGUAUUUUCUGCCAAGGUAAAGAAAGACAGGGUAGAAGAUGGAUGUGUCCCUACCUUGUGGGGAUGAGAAAGUGGAGCCUGAUGCAGCGGUGCCCCAAGAGCCCUCCGUUCCACACUCCUGCUCCCGGGGAUCUCUGGGAGGUGGUAGUGCAGAGCGGCACCAGUGCUGAUGGCGAGGUGAGAAGGAACAGAGGAUGGGGGUCACACAUCUCCCCCAUGGCGAGAGCUCCAUGCUGGGGGAUCUGGCAGAUACAUCUCAGAGAGCUGAGUGGGAUGAAACACCUCUGGGAGCCCCAGGGAACACAGAAGGUCCAUCUGGAAUCACAUCCACCAGCCUGUGCCCGAGGGAAGGGACAAGGUUGCUCCUGGCUUGGUCCCAUGGGAGAAUGCAGAUCCCUUCUGGAGAGAUCUCUAAGGGCUCCAAAACAUGAGAUUUUCAAUUCCUUCUGAAAGCCCUGUUUGUUUUAUUAUAACCCGUGGAUACUCUUGUUAUUCCUGUUAAUAUUCUUUAGCUCCCAAGGGAACAAUAUAACCCACAAUAAGAUGGGGCACAGGUUUUAGUCUUUAUUUGAUCAGUGCUCAGUCCCUACCUAAAGCCAAAUUUACUACCUGAUAUUUGACAGAGAUUUGGAAAUAAUGAUUCACUGGGACCGGCUGCAUUUUGGGAUUAAGUUUAGAGAAUCCUGUAUUUACAAACAUAAUGCAGCACUGUGUAGGGAUUAAGUGCAGAUUGAAGAAUCAAAAUUGGUAGCAGAGCUUUGGGUUUAUUUUCAUCCCUAACAGACAGCAAAUUAAGAAAAGAACUAGCAGUAUCGAAAGCUGUUACAAUAACAAGAAGUCAGACUGUUACUUUCGUGAGACUUUGCUAAAAAUCAGACAAUGUUGUUUUCCCUAAUUUAACUGCUUUGAGUAUUCACAGAGCCCCUGGCGAUACCAGAAUGAAAUGGUGGGCCGUGCUUGCCUUGCUAAAUGGUCUGUAGAACUGUAAAAAUGAGCAAACCUGCUUUCUUGCCCUGAUUCUUAGCAGUUUAUUUCACUACUUUUAUUAAAAAAAAAAAAAAAAAUUCAUUCAAGA